Messenger RNA from Schistosoma intercalatum, 450 nucleotides. The record is from the annotation of a GenBank genome assembly. Lineage: Eukaryota; Metazoa; Platyhelminthes; Trematoda; Strigeidida; Schistosomatidae.
AUGCAUCAAGAUGUAAAAUAUUUGCUCACUGGUAUUCGAAAUGGAUUAACGGGAAAUCUAACUAAGCAUUCAUCUUUGCUAAAUCAAAAUGCAGUUUAUAAACAUCUAUCUCUUAUUAGUCGGCUUCCAGCUUACUUAUGUAUUCAUUUUGUUCGCUUCUCCUACAAGGAAGAUAAACAGAUUAAUGCUAAGAUUUUAAAGGAUGUGAAAUUUCCACUAACAUUGGAUAUGCACGAAUUUUGUACGCCUGAGUUGCAGCAUAAAUUACUACCCAUGCGUGAAAAACAGCGCCUCAAGGAGGAUGAAGUGGUUAAUCCCUCAAGUCAAACAAAUACUUUCAAAACAAAGUUUCAAGUAGUGAGUUACACAAAGUUGGUUUGUCGUGAUUCUCGCGCUAGUGAUAAGUUGCAUAAUAUUACUCAAGCUGCGUUCACUGGUGCAUGCUCAUAA